Messenger RNA from Peronospora belbahrii, 867 nucleotides. Lineage: Eukaryota; Oomycota; Peronosporomycetes; Peronosporales; Peronosporaceae. The record is from the annotation of a GenBank genome assembly.
AUGAGCAUAGGCAUUAUUGCAGCGAUUGCAGGUGUCCUUAUAUUAUUAGGAGUCGCUGGAUUCUUUGUAAACCGCUAUAUGGGUGCAAAACAACAUCAGGACGAUGACAAGCACUUUAUGCAAGACGUUUCUGUCUCCAAGGUGAAUACGACUACGACUACGACUCACACGCAUCAUCCUUAUCCUCAGCCUACGGAAUCCCAUCAUGUAUUUGAGACGAAUCCUCGAAAUACCCCUACGGAAUACGACUUUACGACGUUAGACGUCCCAUCGACAAAGGCGACGCCAGAUCCAUUGGCAUCGUCGAUUGCUAUGCUCCAUGCUGCUUCUAGUGGUUUUCCAAGUCCACCACCACCCGAGAAACCAGUACGAUACAAUUUCGAUCCUGCUCAAUCAACCGUCAAUGGUGCGGCGCCGUCGACGUCACCUUUUAAUAGAAAGGAUGCUGUCCAAGCUUCACGUCCAAGUAAUAGUAACUUUGAAGCCCACUCGAUGGAGUUUAAUGCGGUUACUGGGAGUUAUGCUGAAUCCUUUAACGAGUCCUACGCUGGGUCCUUUGUUGGUUCCAUUGCUGGCUCGUAUGCCAAUUCGUUCUCUGGAACGUACAAUGGACAUGGAGUGCUCAAUUCGUUUGAUAGUAAUGCUGAUGAUUUUGGACGAGACACUGUUGGGACAAUAGCGUCAGAGGCACCUGAGCGACCAAGUCAAGUACAAUCAGGUGAGGUGGAACAGUCUCACUGGAUGAACGACAUGCGUGGCACUAAUGACAGCUACGCGAUGCUCGAGUCGGGCUCCUUCGAUCGCACAUCGGCUCUCUCACGCUUUUCGACGGAUUCGGAUGUGACCAACCGCCCGACACAGACUUAA